This is a messenger RNA of Ogataea angusta, 696 nucleotides long. RefSeq lists its product as uncharacterized. The transcript has 2 exons. The record is from RefSeq and is a predicted model, not a curated record. NCBI's taxonomy places the organism in Eukaryota, Fungi, Ascomycota, Pichiomycetes, Pichiales, Pichiaceae. Gene Ontology annotation, molecular function: DNA endonuclease activity; crossed form four-way junction DNA binding; flap-structured DNA binding. The coding region runs from base 1 to 696 and encodes 231 amino acids. Gene Ontology annotation, cellular component: mitochondrion.
AUGUCCGGGACGAAAGGCGAGCUUGCCGAGUCGCUCGGCCGCGCCAUCGAGCAGCCGUCUGUGCUGAAGGAGCCCUUUCACGUGCUCGCGAUCGACGUCGGCCUGCGCAACUUCUCGUUCAGCCGCUUCCGGCUGGACAGGCUGGACGAGAGCAGCGUGCCGUCGCUCCUGCAGUGGUACAAAAUGGACCUACACCAGUACACCGGCAUCGAGAACGAGGAGUUCACGCCCGUCAACUACAGCCAGAUCAUGGGUCACGUGGUGCGCGAUCUCGUGUACGCCGGCGAUGUGCCCGACGUGGUGGUGGUGGAGCGGCAGCGGUUCCGCACAAUGGGCAACAAGAACGUGUUUGAGCACAUCUUGAAGAGCAACAUUCUGGAGAGCAUCCUGGUGGCCACGAUACUGGCCAAGGGCAGCUGCCGCGUGGAGAGCCAGUCGCCGCAGAAAAUGGCGUCGUACUGGACAAGCGGCAAGGACUCGAAAACCGAGCGAAUGGCCAAAGUCGCGCGCGUGCUACGCACCGGGCCCGCCGCCAAAACUGCCCGCCGCACGGUCCCCGUCGCGCCACCUCUACGACCAGAUGGUGUAUCUCAACUCUAUCAAUUCUGUCUACAAGAUCGACGCGGCAGAGUCGCGCAAGAAGGGCGACGACGUGGCCGACUCGCUGCUGCACGGGCUGUGCUACCUCGACUUUGA